Trichogramma pretiosum is the source of this 3587-nucleotide messenger RNA. RefSeq lists its product as uncharacterized. The transcript is spliced from 6 exons. The coding region runs from base 1630 to 3123 and encodes 497 amino acids. Lineage: Eukaryota; Metazoa; Arthropoda; Insecta; Hymenoptera; Trichogrammatidae. The record is from RefSeq and is a predicted model, not a curated record.
GCUGUCGUACUCGCAUGCAGGGCAGUAUACAACACGCCGCCUGCCCGGCCAUAACAACACGAGCCGUAGCAGCAGCACCAAUACACGCGCAAAAGUCAGUCCGAAAGUUUCUGCAGCUGCUAUUGUCGUGUCAGGCUGCAGCGCGACAAAAUAUACAGUAGAAUAUAGUGCAUCAUCGCUGUUCUGUGUUUAUAUACAUACAUUUGUACACCGCGACGCAUUUGAAAAUUGCACUGCUCUAUGCAGCGUGUCUGUGCUUCAAUUAUAACAUAGGCCUACUAUAAGCUUGCGGUAUUAUAUGUGUGCAAGCGGUUGCUAUAGACGCGCCGCGAUGAUCGAUUUACAUCGUUCUGGCCUGUCGAUGCAACAACGGCUGACGAUCAGCCAAUAAAACCUGCGCGGGGACACGAUUAUCUUAUAAACGGAGCGCGCGAGUCGAUUGCCGCAGGUUUUGACACUCGAUGCCGACGCUACCAACAUGUCCCAUCGUCUUCUCUGCAGCUCCAAAGCUGACAGCAGGACCAUCGACGAUCAGCAGCAGCAACAGCAGCAGGAGCAACAGUUAGGUAACGAGGCGCGACUGAAUUUCAAUUGCAUCCCAGCGCAGUAGUGGUGACCAUCGUCAUCCUUCUGCUACUACGCUAAAACGCGAUACCGCUAUCAUAUGAUAUACGCAUGCGAACAUCAUCAACCUCCACCUUAUGCUCCGUCAGCAGCUGAUUAUAUUUUGUUGUACUGCAAGUAGAUUCGUUGUUUAUGCUUUAAUGCGUGUUACAUGUGGAUGCGUGUGUGUGCAAGCGCCGUUCUAAAUCAGCAGUGACUGCAUGCGUGUGUGCAUUAUUACCUGGCGCACACAUAUCCGUAUUAUAUACAGCAGGCCAGAUCCAGUGGCGCGACCACCAGUAGCAGCAGCCACGUAUGUGUGCAGUCGACUAUAUAUAUACGCAUGCUGCAGCUUGCAAACCUACAACAGCAGCGGUAUAACGGAGGAUAAAUUUUCGUUUCUUGAAUUAACGAAUAUAUCGGUACAUAACGAUAUACACCGAUAUCCAUCGAGAGUCAUGCUCGUCGUUGCUUGAUUAUCGAGAGCAGCAGCAGCAGCAGCAGCAGCAACACAAGUCGUCGCGAGAAAGGUGGAACGCGGCGAGCGCGAGUGUCACACAGUGUACUACACGUCUAUAUUUGGGGAAGGGUAAAAUAAAAAGAAAAUAAAUAAAAACAACGACGACAGUCACGACGACGACGAGGGGCGACAUCAAUAGCCUUUUUCGCGUCGUCCGCGCAAGACUGUCUCUUUCUCGGUAAUACGGAGUUGGCGCUCCUCCGUAUAUUAUAUGUGUUUGGUGUCUUGUUGUGCUACGUGUGUUUAUCUCUGUGUGUAACAUGUAGAUGUAUCUGUGUAUUAUUAUAUGUGUUGCUCCGAUUAUAAAAAUCCGCAGACUGCAGCUGUAAUAGAGACAAUAGCCAUCGCAGUUUCCAAGAUCGGAUUUCGCGCAGUGCAUUUAAACUCUCCGCAAAGUGGAGUAGAAUAAUCGUUGGGAAAGACGAAAUACUCGAGAGUAGCGAAGAGCCAAGGUCAAAACGAGAGAGCGAGCGAGAGGAGAAAAGUAAUCCAAAAGAACUACCGACAUGAAAACUCAGAGAGCUGUAAGUUUCGACGAGUCGUCGAUGGAGAGUUGCUUGUUAGCUGAUCAUUUGCAGAGUCGCGGCCUAUCAACGGCGGCGGAGCAGCAGCAGCAGCAGCAGCAUCAGACUCAGCAGCCGCAGCAACUUCAUCAUCAGCACAAACAGCAGCUGCAUCAGACUCAGCAGCAGCAGCAGCAGCAGCAACAGAGUAACGAGUUACUGCUAUUAGGCAGCGAGGAGGUACAAAGUUUAGAGGAAGCCAAGCGAGUCAUCGGGGCGCUUAAAGCCCGACAAAGAGCACAAGCCCAUCAGAUGCUCGCUUGGCGCAGGACACUUAAGCUGCAGGAAGAGCUGGUGGCUCGUCUGACGCGCGAAAAAGCCGAUCAGUUGCGCAGCCUGUCGUCUCAGCUACUGCUGUUCGAGUCGCGACUGUGCCGCAAGCAGAAGGAGAUCGAGGCGAGCCUGGCCCAGCGCGAGUCGAUAAUCUUGCGCCAGCAGAAGGUCAUCAAGCAGCUGCAGAGCAAGCUCAGGAUCGCCUGCAACGAGCUCCUCGUCAACAACAACAAUCAUCACGGCAGCAGCAACAGCGCCAGCAUGAAGCAGUCGGCCGACACGGCGAGCCUGUUGCUGCUCCAGCAGACCAUGAUGAGGGACUCGUCCGCCUCGCCGCCCUGCUGCGACGCCUUCGACCGGCUCGACAGUUUGGGCGACAGCGACAGCGCCGUCGUGCUCGAGGAGGCCUUCUCCGACGACUUUACCCCGCCAAGAUUCCGUUCGAACUAUACCGAUGUGACGCUCAUCCGAUCCGUGUCGGACGCCGUUGAACCAAAGUACAAUCUGUCGUCGAGGCGCAGCAACGGCCUACUGCGCAGGCCUGAGGUCCUCGAGACCGUCUACUCGGUCGAGGAGGACGCCGACGCGGACAACAACAGCGGCUCCGCGAACAACACAGCCAAGUCGGCAUCCAACAACGCCGAUCAGAAGCACCAGCAGACAGCUCCGAGCGACGAGAUCGAGGCCGACGAGGAGGACAACGUCAGCGCCGACGCCUCGACGCAGCAGCGGCGGCGGCUCUACCAGCACCAGCACCACCAGCAGCAGGUGCAGUCCUCCUCGCCGGACGAGAACAAGCGACUCAGGGACAUCUACGGGAGCUUCGAGAGGCUCGAUCGAGAGCACAAUCAUCACCAUCAGCAUCGGCAGGAGUAUGACAGCAGCGGCAGGUCGUCGUGCAAGCAGCUGCUCAACAGUCACAACUGCUGCGGUCAACUCUCGGGCAAUCAGAGGAACAGCAGCCGAGACGACAGCCAACAAGCUCAGGUCACUUACAAUCGAGUCAUGAGCAAUCACAGAUCGGUGACCAAGCCAAAGGACGUCAAGUACAAACGCAUCAACAAAGCCAAAUCGAAGAGCCUGGAGGAGCUGAGGGGACGGCUGCGCAACUGGGUGGAAAAGGGCAACAAAAUUGCCAUAUCGCUGGACCAGUCCUACGCCUGAUAGUAGCCGCGCGAUUCUUCGUCUUCCGCUUCUUCAAAGACCGAGGAAUCGCCGCGAUCAAUCAAUCGAAAUAGUCAUUGAGAUUACGAAGAUAAUCAUCUAACAAAUUGUGAUAUUCGUAAGGAAUCGUAUCGCCUGACCGCGACGUGCGUUUACCUUGGGGAAGCUGUGCUCGGCGCAGUGUCCCGGUACGUGCAGCGGGGUGCCCUGAAAAACCUGCAUUAUACAUGCAGACGGGGGACGAUGAAAAAAAAUUAAGCGAGACUGAUUCGCUAUUGUUAUUUCAUGUAUAUAUAUAAAAAAAAGUGUACUCGUCUGCACUACAACACGCUUGUCUAGUUCGACUCGUGCUUCGUUAUAAUGUUUAAAAAUGUUCUGGUGACGUUCGCGUAUAUGCGGCCUCUACAACACGAAACUCAAGUUUCAUGCCAAGAUUCUCGCACCUUUGUAUCCUCUCUCAAUCA